Molecule: messenger RNA, 2415 nt
Organism: Zasmidium cellare ATCC 36951
Lineage: Eukaryota; Fungi; Ascomycota; Dothideomycetes; Mycosphaerellales; Mycosphaerellaceae
Exons: 1
Coding region: 1-2415 (804 amino acids)
Biological process (GO): tRNA wobble uridine modification
Cellular component (GO): elongator holoenzyme complex
Molecular function (GO): protein binding
Source: RefSeq, a predicted model, not a curated record
AUGACAACGGCGAGUCUGGAGUAUAUCGCUGCUGGCGGAAACAGACACUCGUCUGCCGCGGACUGGGCGCCUUCCUUGCUUGCCUUUGGAGCCGGCAACAACAUCGCCCUUUGGGAUCCUGAAAAUGAAAGACAGAACGGCAUCUCAGCCCUUCUAGCAGGUCAUGAGGAUGCUGUCAAUGCUGUGAGAAUAUACGAGAAUGAUGGCAAGCGGGUCAUCAUCAGUGGGAGCGCAGACAAAACUAUACGCAUCUGGACUGCCACAAAUGAAACACGCUCUGGAUUUGAAGAAACCCAACGCCUGACAGAACACAGCAACUCCAUCAACACGCUUGCGGUCUUUCCCGAGCAUGACAUAUUCGUCUCAGGAUCUGCGGAUGCUUCUGUGAACGUAUGGCACAUGCAGGAUUCAACAGCUAAGCUCAUUCAGACUAUCUCAUUGAAGCCACGCUAUCUUCCAUUAGCACUUGCACUUACUUCUCUUACCAAUGGCGAUAUUGUAUUGGCAGUUGCUGGGACUUCCAACAAUAUUCAGCUCUAUGUCAGGGCGAAGUCAGGCCAGAACUUCGAGUUGCAAGCGACUUUGAGCGGCCAUGAAGGCUGGAUUCGCUCGCUUGACUUCACGAAAGAGUCAGAUUCGCCUGAGAGCGAUAUUUUGCUUGCUUCUGCAAGUCAAGACAAGUACAUCAGACUUUGGCGUUUCCAGCAGACGGCAGGCCAAGCGACUGAGGCACCUGAUACGAUUGACGAAUUAUCUGCUACUUCUGCGAAGAAGUCGCUAUCAAACAAAGCGCACCAGGUUGGAAGCUCGUCGACAAAGUACGCUGUAACUUUCGAAGCACUGCUUGUUGGCCAUGAAGACUGGAUCUAUACCGCACGAUGGGAACCAAAAGGCUCCUCGAGAUCACCGCCCGCGCUGCUCUCUGCCUCGGCCGAUAACUCACUCUCGGUCUGGCAUUCGGACGCAGCAUCUGGAUUGUGGAUUUGUCAUAGCAGAAUGGGAGAGAUAAGCUCUCAGAAAGGAUCCACUACUGCAACAGGUAGUGCAGGUGGCUUCUGGAUAGGGCUCUGGCAACCCCAGGGACGUUCAGUUGUCAGUCUUGGCCGCACAGGUAGUUGGCGCCGGUGGAAUUUUGACGAAAACAGCGACAUGUGGCUCCAACAGGUGGGCAUCAGCGGGCAUGUGCAAGAAGUGCAAGGCAUCGCGUGGUCUCCUCGUGGUGACUACCUUCUGUCCACUUCAUCAGACCAGACCACAAGACUUAUCUCGGAAUGGAAGAGACGGGACAAAUCCUCUUGGCAUGAGAUGGCUCGUCCUCAAAUCCACGGUUACGACCUGAACUGCAUCGAUGCCAUCACAGACAUCCAAUUCAUAUCUGGUGCUGAUGAGAAGCUACUUCGAGUGUUUAACAAACCAAAAGCGGUCGACAAUCUGAUUUCGAAACUUUCAGGCACAUCUAGUACAGUCUCAGGCGACCUCCCAGAUGCAGCCAACAUUCCAGUGCUCGGCCUUUCCAACAAGGCAAUGGCCGCGGCCGAUGAUGACGAUCAACCGAAUGGCCAUUCAAAUGGGGACACCGACGAGAGGGAAGCGGUUGAUCCAGCUUCCGUGGUCCACAAGUCAACCCUCGAUCUUGAUCAUCCACCACACGAAGACCAUCUCGCACGCCAUACGCUCUGGCCAGAACAUGAAAAGCUUUACGGACACGGUUACGAAAUUUCUGCUGUGGCCACCAGCAAUGACAAGUCGCUCGUUGCCACGGCAUGUAAAGCAAGUUCUCUUGAUCACGCAGUCAUUCGACUUUACGAGACGAAAGAGUGGCGAGAGGUGAAACCGCCGUUGACGGCACACAGUUUGAGUGUCACGAGUCUCGCAUUCUCACCGGAUGACCGGUUCUUGCUCAGUGUUGGAAGAGAUCGACAAUGGGCAGUCUUCGAAAGGGAUGCUCAUGAAAACGAUACAUACAAGCUCUUCUCGUCGAACCCAAAGGGCCACUCUAGGAUGAUACUCGAUUGCUGCUGGGCACCAGCUUCGGCGGGCCAUGUCUUCGCCACCGCUGGCAGAGACAAGUCGGUGAAAUUAUGGAGGCUGAGCGAGAGCACAUUCGAGACUGUUUCGACAAUCACCACGGGUACUUCAGUCACAGCUGUGGCGUUCAGCUCAGACCUCGAGACCUCAUCGUUCGUCCUUGCAUACGGAUGCGAUGACGGGUCUGUUCAUGUCGCUAAGAUCUCUCCCGAAACACUUGCUGUGCACGACACCCUGGCUCUGGACCCGGGAAUUGUUCAUUGCAAGACUAUCAACGCUCUUCGGUGGCGACCAAGGCUGACACAAGGUGGCGAGAAGAUCGCUAGUCUGAUGCAGCUCGCAUCAGCAAGUGAUGACUUUUCAAUCAGGAUAUACAACAUCACUUGA